AGCUGACAGUUGAAUGAGAACAGAGAGAAAGUCAGUCUUCGAUAUGAGACUAUCUCACCGUCCUCGCCUUUGCCACGACUUCUGAGAAGGGCUCAGGCCUGUUUGGAGAACUCCUUACUUCUGGUACUGCUUAGGGCAUAAGUAACAUACAAACAGAGAAGAGAAACCUUUAUGGUCUGUGUCUGUGGAAGGAGGCCCAGAGCACUGAAAACUCAUCCAGAACCAAGAGUGGCAGGAAGAAAGUUGUGUGACAAAAAAAGAAGAAAGAACACAUUUGGGAUACAAACUUGCAGAGAAAACAGGCUCUUUGCACAGACAGAAAAUGAGAGAGUCACCUUGAGAAGAAUGGAUUCUGAAGAGAGGGUGAGAGAUUUUCCUCGUGUUUCAACUUUCAGGAGGGCAUCAGUGUGGUAGAAAGGCCUGAAAGUGGCCCAGGACCAUGGAAGCAUCAGUGCUGAGCCCUACAUCCUGGGAAAAACGAAGGGCCUGGCUACGACAGAGCCGUAACUGGCAAAUCCAGGUCCUGGAAGAGGAGGCUGCAGCUGCCCUUCAGGAUGCACUGGAUCCCGAGCCUUCCAGCCUGGAUGAUGUUUUCCAGGAAGGGAAUCCAAUCAAUAAGAUCGAGGACUGGCUGCAGGGCUGUGGAGACACUGAGGAGGGACUUUCUGAAGAAGCAGGGCAAUCCAACUAUAACGGGUACUCUAGCCAUGGGACCAGCUUUGAAGAUGACUUGAGUCUUGGAGCAGAUGCCACACUACUGGCCACCAAUGGAAACCUCUUCUCCAGGAAUUUUCUCCAGACACCCAGGCCUUGCCAAUUACUUGAUCUUGGCUGUAGUUUGGCUUCCAGCAGCAUGACUGGUGGGACCAACAAAACUAGUUCAAGCAUCUCAGAGAUUUUGGACCAGGUACAAGAAGAUGCAGAAGAUGUCCUCUUCAGUCUGGGCUUUGGCCAUGAGGACCACAAAGAUACAUCUCGUAUCCCUGCAAGAUUUUUCACCAACCCCUCUCAGGCCAAGGGCAUUGAUUUCCAGCUCUUCCUGAAAUCUCAGAUGCAGAGGAUUGAGAUGGAGGAUCCCUGCCUGAUGCUGGCCAGCCGGUUUAAACAGGUGCAGACAUUGGCUGUCACUGCUGAUGCUUUCUUCUGUCUCUACUCCUAUGUGUCUAAGACACCUGUCCAAAAGUUCACGCCUUCCAACAUGUUCUGGAAUUGUGACCCAACUGAUGUGCCAUCCAUCAGGAUUCUGGCUCCAGAGCCUGAACCCCACUCACCCAGAGAACGUCUACGGAAAGCAAUCUCUAAAAUGUGCCUGUAUACAGGUUCCCGAGAUCGGCUGUUACCAUCUCACACUAACCCCAAAAGGAACAGUUUGGACCAAGUUGUGUGGGAAGUGAUGGACAGAGUAAAAGGAGAGAAGCUAGGUCUCCAGCAAGGCCCAGGGCAUGGGCAAGCACCUCAGGAAGAGUCUGCGCCCCCAGGACAAAAUACAAAGCUGUCCACCUCUUCUAUUCCAUGUGUUUUCUGCCCUAAAGAAGAAACUGAGGGAGAUAUGUGCUGUGCUCAUGCUCUAGCCAGCACAGGUCCACAGUGCGACACAGACUCUGCACAGAUAAGGAGAGAGCUGUGGGGUCUACAGGCCAUCAAUGAGAAGCCCCAUUCAGCUGAGAAGCAGAGUCCAUGGGAAAGAAAAGGCAAAGCAAGAAAGAGCCUAUUUCAAAGUCCUCCCUUGGACAAGAAUAUUAAAUCACUGGACUUGUCCAUCAUACAGAAGAAACGAAAACAGAGCCAAGCCAGACAUGAACUACACCAAUCUCUAACUCAGCAGCUUCAGGGUGCUUCUGACUUGGAGCAGGUACAAAACAACAGUGAAGAAGAGAACUGUCACUCACCCAGCAGAGCCAGGCACCCCUACUUCUACCACACUUCCCUUGGAGAAGACUCAAGAAGCUUUCUUGACCAUCAACAUAGCACAAUCUGACAACAUGGCUUCACAGAAGAGCCAAACUAACAUCUCAUCCUGCAGUUAAGUUGCAUCAUCCUCAGCAACCAGCUCCUACUCUCUGCCUCUCCAAGCCUUUUACAUCAUAGGAGUGCAGCAGCGCUGGACACUGAGAUGAAGACCAGACAGAGAGAAUUGGACAGUGCAUCCUAAUGAUGGUGUAAUUGUACGCAUAGAGAUAGACUUCCAUGUAACUUCAUUUCUGCACAAGCUACUUUCUCUCCCUGGUGGAUGCUGCUCACAUGAUAUGGAUAUGGGCAAACUGAACAAAGACUUGAUUCUUUCCGAAGCUCUGACACUGACAAAGACAGAAGACAAAUGAAUAGUCAUCUUCUGGGGGCAGAGUUUAUUCUUUAAUUCUGUUAAAAGGCCAAAGCUACAAGAAAAAGGAGAAAUUCUAACUUCAUGCUCAAAGAUUUUGUGUGCUUUCCUGUGGACCUCUACUCAUCCCUAAGUAUUAGCUAAAUUCCUGCUGAUCUUCCACGAAAUCAGAGUUUUAUUUUCUUCUUGAUGUUUCACAUAAGGAUAUAUCCUUGGAACAUUUCCCUUAAACACACUUCCUCUCUAUUUCCAAAUUUCUGUGCCCUCCUAGAAAAAAAUAGAUGACUUGUCCUCAGGGUCCUUUCUCUUAAAAGACAAACACACACCCACAAAGAAAAACAGACAAAAGCAAAAUUUUCUGCUGGCAGAGAACAACACAAAUAAAAAUAACUUCCAAAUUGUAGCAGA
Messenger RNA from Peromyscus eremicus (cactus mouse), 2728 nucleotides. RefSeq names its product thymocyte expressed, positive selection associated 1 (gene Tespa1). The transcript is spliced from 12 exons. Gene Ontology annotation, molecular function: signaling receptor binding. Lineage: Eukaryota; Metazoa; Chordata; Mammalia; Rodentia; Cricetidae. The coding region runs from base 440 to 1978 and encodes 512 amino acids. The record is from RefSeq and is a predicted model, not a curated record.